This is a messenger RNA of Cyphomyrmex costatus, 1705 nucleotides long. RefSeq lists its product as uncharacterized. The transcript has 13 exons. The coding region runs from base 1 to 1620 and encodes 539 amino acids. The record is from RefSeq and is a predicted model, not a curated record. NCBI's taxonomy places the organism in Eukaryota, Metazoa, Arthropoda, Insecta, Hymenoptera, Formicidae.
AUGAAAUCUUUCAGCAAACGUUACAGAUUGCAAGAAAUACUAUUAAACGUACUUGGUUUAUGGCCAUAUAACAAUACGAUGUAUCAACGUAUUCAAAGAAUAUUUUUCUCCAUUCUGAUUUUAUUUUCCAUACUCCUACAGAUAAAGAAAUUAAUAGAUGAAAUAAACUAUCAUUGGAAUUCAACAAAAUGCAAAGAGGAAUUAAAAAUUUUACAACAAUACUCCUACAUCACAAAAUUAUUGACUAUUAUGGUAACAGGUAUUCUAUAUUCAAGUCUGUGCAUAUUUGUAAUGAUACAAAUAUUACCCAAAUUCCUUGACAUAGUGUUACCCUUAAACGAAUCACGGCCACUUAAACUUUUGGGUUUAGCUACGUUUUUUUUCGAUCAAGAAAAGUACUUCAUACCAAUAAUGAUGCACAUGAUCAUAGCACUUUUGGUAGAAUCAUCUACCAUAAUAGCUACGGAAACAACGACCUUGUUUACAACUUUCUGCACGAGAGAGUACAGCAUGGAGCUUCUUUUAAAGAUCCUCGCAUAUAGUGUUCCAUGGUUGAGCUAUGUAUUGAGAUAUAACGUUCAUUGGUUAAAUACGAAAAAGAUGCAAGACCUGAUAGAACGAGUACGUUUCGACUGGAAUGAAUUAAGCAACGCGCAUGAACUCGAAAUAAUAAAAAAGUAUUCAGCUAUCGGAAGACUUAUUACAUUAUUUACGACAUUGUUUGCCUAUUUGGCUAUUUUUAGCUUCAUUUUAGUACAGCUUCUAUUAAAUUUUGUCCUGGACAUUGCAACGACUACAAAUGAAUCUCGUAUACGGCAUCUUACAGCCGAGAUUGAGGUUUUUAUAGAUCAACAAAAGUAUUUUACUCCACUUUUAUUGUAUAUGUUCCUUGUUGUUUUGUGUGGUAUAACUACAGUGAUAGCCAUGGAAACACUUUUGGUAGCUACCGAAACAAUUCAUAUGUCUUACACACAUCAUGCGUGCGGUUUAUUUGAAAUAGCUAGCUAUCGCAUAGAACAAACAUUGCUCAAAGAUACGAUACAAAAUAUUGCAUCUUCUUCCGAAAGAAGCUCGAUAAUAUGUCGAGGGGUGAAAAAGCUUAUAGAACAAGUGCAGUAUGAUUGGAAUUCACUAAAAAAGAAAGAGGAACUUAAAAUCAUACAAAAUCGCGCUAACAUUGGAAGAUCCUGUACAAUCAUUAUGUUACGUGAUUACAGAAUUGAAUGUAUCGUGAACAGAAGACAGACAAAUUCGUUAGUUUCUCUGGAAAAAUUUAUUAAUCAUAAAAGCAUUGUGGAGGCUGUCAAUAGUCAUCGAAACGCUAUCGAGUUCAUCGAUUCUGUCAAAUCUACUUAUUCAGUUGCCCAUGUUUUUGGCAGUCCAGUGGGCGUGGUAUCGUUAAGUAUUAAUUUAUAUCUUAUACAACAGCCGAUGGUACGCGACUCCAUUGAACACGCAAAAAAGCCUCAUAAUGAUAACGUAUCAAAGUAUGAAGACUUGCACAUUGACGAUUUGUUUUGGACUAUUCAUACCGUCUUUGGAAGGUUUUGCUGCGCUCAUCAGCAGAUCAUUAUCAUACUUUAUGGUACUUUAUUCUGUACGCUGAGUAACAGAACAUAAUAAUAUUCAACAAUCGUAAAUGAUAAAUACUAGGUUUUCAUGAAGAAAGCGUACGUCAUGUUAAAUAAAAUAUUUCUGAACCACC